CCCUUGCUAUUGCAGAUGGCGUAAUACCCCGGAGUUUCCUCUCUCUUUCUACGCCUGAGAGCCCCUGGGUAGAACUUCUCUACAGUCCGGGGACCAACAACAUGCCUGUCUUUAGACAACUUAAUGCAAACGCAAGCACAUUGCUUAUGUUUCAAGCAAUGGGGCCUAAGGCAGUGUCAAACCUAGUAACCUCCUUUGUUUCCCGAGGGCAGAUGUCUCAGACCCUUCGCAGGAUUCGAAGCGAUAAUGCGCAGUCAGCAGAACAGGAAGCGCGUAGUAAGUUCUCUACGCAAUAAUCAAACACAACUAACCUCUGUAGGGUCUCAGCUCAAGCACGCUUACAUGGUUUUUGGGAGAUCGCAAGGCUCUGAGGUAUCUCAGCUCCUCCCUCCGUCUUACAAAGUUUAUUACAACAAGGCAUUCCAAAACCGCAAAAAGGAAUCAACUUUAGAUCUCCCUACCCUUGACCUGCGAUAUGACGUUUCAAGAUUCUGUACCAUCGCCUAUUUUUACGAGAUUGGUGGGUGGGCUUUAGAAGAUAUCUUGUGGCCAUUGAUCGACGCGUCAAUGCCUACCCCCUUUGAAUACUACUACCCUGAUGCAAAACCAGACAAAAAUGGGAGUUGCCCUAGAUGUCAUGAAAAAAUGCCUCGUGUCCCAAUGAAACAGCAUCUUCUUCAAUGCUGUCAAGCAAGCAAGAUUAGCGCAGCCGAGAGUCUUAUCAGAAGCCACUGUAACAACGAAUGGCAGUGCUUUUGGGAUGACUGUUCAUCUGUCUUUAGUGAUUUCAAGCUCUUCACGUUGCACACGAGCAGCCACGUUGAUUCAGGCCCAGAUAGGUGCUUAUGGAAUUCUUGUAGCUAUUACAAGGCAGAUGACAUCCACGCACAUCUACUUGAGCUUCACUCAGUUUACACUGAUCAAACUAGCCCUACAAAUAUUAGGUUUUGUUUCCAGUGUAGCAAGUGGUUGUACUCCAAAUGCGAAUGGAGCCAUCACGUAAAGCUCCACUCUAGGGCAGCCACAACGACAUAUGGCCCUAUCUUUGUAAAUGGGCUGAUGAUUAGUCCAGGGAGGUGUGCUUAUUGCGUUAAGGCAGGAUUAUACGACAAAUUUGACAACAUCGAGGGAUUCAUUAGCCAUGUGAACAGACACAUGAUGGCGGAUGCGUGGACAUCUUAG
Messenger RNA from Periconia digitata, 1182 nucleotides. The record is from the annotation of a GenBank genome assembly. Lineage: Eukaryota; Fungi; Ascomycota; Dothideomycetes; Pleosporales; Periconiaceae.